Molecule: messenger RNA, 5608 nt
Organism: Mauremys mutica (yellowpond turtle)
Lineage: Eukaryota; Metazoa; Chordata; Testudines; Geoemydidae
Exons: 30
Coding region: 1-5181 (1726 amino acids)
Source: RefSeq, a predicted model, not a curated record
AUGGAAGGUAAAGAGCAUGUAUUUGAAAGCCAAAGGUUCAGUUUACAUCUGUCCAAUAAACUCAGUGAUGCUCACUGUCCUUGUGCUCCAGGUUAUAAGACUUUAGAGGAUGGGAGGAGACGCUGUGUUAGACAAGUAUAUGACAUUUGUAGAGAUUCAACUUCCCGAAACCAGGAGGGACAGUGCUUGACUAAGAAAGAAUGGAUGCAUUACUGUACAAAUAAGGUUUGUGCCCGUCCUGAAGACUAUCAAGGCUAUGACAAGGUUCUUGGCCUCUGCGUUUGUCGAGCAGACAAUCUGAACAGUGUGUGUAACUCUCAGUGUAGAAGACAACAAAGAGACAUUCUGCAGUUUGUCUGUAAAGGGAAAAAUGCUCAACUUUCUCUCACUUACAGAAAUGGGAGCCAGAUUGCCAUUUUCUUGGCACAAUUAAAGGCAGUUCUACAAGUGCUGCAUUCCCCUGCUAAGAACCCCUGCCCUACCGAGCACAGCACGUCUUCCUAUCCUGUAUACAUGGUGAAAACAAGCGGAAAAGGGUUUUUGGGUGUGUACAAUCCUGACCCUGAACUGCUGCACAAUCUCAUUGUGCCAAACAAAAUUUCAUCUCCUGACAAAAGUGUACCAUUGUCAGCAGCAGCUCCAGGAAAGACUGGCAAGGAAGAUCCUCAAUUUUAUUGGGCUCAAAGCCAGAGGCCUUCAAACUCUACAUUGCAAAUCUCAUUUACAGGCAUCUUAAAUCCCACUACGUGCAUCAAUAGUAACGUUACCAUCAUCUUCAUUGUUUCCAAAGAACAUUAUCCAGUGUAUGAUGUAAACAACUUGUACAACACAAAUAAUGAAUUUGACUGGGGAGGAUUCCGUAGCCUGGCAGAGGAAAUCAAACUGGCCUCCACCAACAUCCUCCUCUUCCUGUACCAAUUCGAGCAUCCUGGCACCUAUGUCCUUGGGCUCAGUAGUAACCAGCACAAAAAAAUGUAUGUUAGAGUCAUGCCACAUGGUGGACAGUGUUAUGAAGACGGGCCAUUCUUCCCAACAACUCCCAGGCAUGUCAUACAAGUGGGCAUUGCAAGAAUACCAAACCUUCUUCUGAAACCUGACUGGCCAGCUAUUAUUGGAUUAAUAACAGGGCUUCUCAUUUUCCUUAUUACCUGCCUGUUGCUGAUUCUUCUUUGUCAAGACUUGGGUUGGUCCAAAGAAGGAAAUACCUGCCCUCUGUUUCGAAGGCUGCAGCUGAAAUAUAAUCUUGACAAAUAUUCCUCCAAAGGAUCCACAGUGAUUUCAGUUAAAAAAUGUCAUCCCAGGCUGAAGAAUAAAGGCAGCUUGGAUAAAAACUAUGGCAACUCUGAUGAGACAGAAGCUUUCUUCCUAGAAACGGGUGAAAUCUGGGAGUCUGAAGAACAGAUAAACCUGGAUUCAUUCAACACCAAUGUCUUCUUUGAAAUUCUGCUCACGCAGUCACUGUCAGUCACAGCCAAACUGAGCCAAUUUAAAGAAGAGCUGAAAAUCUUGUAUCACAAACUUAUGACCGAAAUAGCUUCACUCAGAGAGCUUUGGAUAAUGAGGCUGUGUAUCUCAGAGAAGGCAGAAUCUUAUGACAGCAUAAUGAUGGGGAACUAUAUGAAAGCAAAAUAUCAGGCAGAAGAGGAGAUGCUACACAGAAAGCAGCUGGCUGCUGAAUAUGAUGAGAUUGUGAAUAAACAACUUCACUUAUUACACCAUGAUUUGAAAUGCCAAGAAGAGCAUUGUGUCUUGUUCAAGUCUGCCCUGAGAGAGGCAGUGAGAUUGGCGGAAGUACUGACAGAGAAGAUGGCUUGUGGAGGGAACAGAGCCAUGUGGUCUAAACCAGACUACCAAUGGUUAUUAUCCCAGAUAGAUGCUGCAAGCAACAGAAUGUCAAGUGCAGUAAUAAAGGAGAGUCACAGACUCAAGGCAUGGGGUGUGCUGGGAGAUGGAACAGGAGCUCACCUCAUUAACAAAGAUAAAACCAGGCUCCUCACCAAGGAGGAGCUACUGGACUCGGAUGGCUGUGUGAGGGCACCUGACACCAUCUACAUGGAUCCUAUAACUGGACUCUUAACUCCCAACCCAGACUGUGUCACGCUGUUGGUCAAUCACUGCCCCAUGCCCGUGUCUAGGGAUCAGUUCCUCCACCCUGAGACUGGAAAAGUGCUCCCUGUGGCUGGUAAUGUUGGAUAUGAUCCAGUCAGCUCUAAACUGAUCUCUGCUGUUGACUCUGCUUCAGGUGAGCUUUGUAAGUCUGAAGUACCCAUAUUCCCCUAUGUUCCAUAUCCUAGCUCUCCAAGGACUGGCUUACCAGUGAAGACUAAACUUCCUAGCUUACAACCUGACAGAGUGUUUAAACUGGGAGGACUCAUGCUAGAUCCAGCUACAGAAAUAGAAGUCCCAGUGCUAGGAGUUACAAUCCAUCCCCAAACAGGACAAAAACUGUCCUUGGGUGGGACGUACAUGAAUCCCCUUACAGGAACAGUGACGCCUCUUGAAAUUGGAGGACCUAUGAUUGAACCAGAGGGAGGAAAGAUUGUCCCAAUACUUGGAGUCAGUUUGGAUAAUAACACAGGAGAUUUGGUCCCAGUUGGGGGGCUGAUGGGACCCUCGGGAAGCCUAUUGCUUCUUGGAGAUUCCUUCUCUGAACCUCUGAGUAGGAAGACUGCUCGGAUACAUGGAGCUUGCCUUAAACAAGAUAAAGUGCUGCCCCAUGCAGGAGGUUACCAGGCGCUGUUGGAAGCUAACACUCUUGUCACCCAGAUCCAUGUGGUUAAAGCCCUGAGGCAGUAUAAAGAUUCAAUUUGUGAAGAUAUGUCCUUAGCAGCAGACAAGCGGGAAGUCCUGAAGGCUGCAGUAGAAGACAUGAAAAAGUCAUUGUCAAUUAGACUCCAUCAUGCAAUUCACCGGCUGCAAAGUUUGGAGAAACAACACGAAAUAGCUUCAAGCCUCAAAAGUAAUGGUGGCAAAUUGGGGAUUAUCAAAUAUCCUGGUACAGAGAUGUGGAUUCCUGCAGUGUUUGGAAUGAAAAUCCCAGAUCCUGGUGGGUCAGAUUUGAUGGUGCCCAUCCUAGGAGUAGAAUGUGAUUGGAACACUGGGCAUCCCACCCCACUAGCAGGAACCAUGGAAGAUGCAGAUGGAAAAGGUCUUGUCCCUAUCACAGUUGGUGCCAGAACCAUAGAUCCUGUUACAGGUGAAACUGGCCCAGUUAUAGGUGCUCAAACUGAUCCUUGGACAAACAUUGUAAUUCCUAUUGUUCAGUCCCUAGGAGCUUUACCAAGAGGAGCAGCAGACCCAGAUCUGCUGAGCAUUCUGGAAAAGGAGAUAAAUUCAAGACAAAUGUACUGGCACCGCCAAAGAGAAAGGGAAGAAGAGCUUCUUAAAGAGCUAAACUUUAUAUUUCUUGAUGUCCUUGAUGCUGUAAAGGAAGGAAAGGCACAGAAGAUAAGGUACAAGGAUAAAUUAAAAGACAUUGAGGAAACCUGUCACUUCCUUGAGGAAUCCUCUCUUCACGAAGCUCAAAGAAGAACUGCCAGGGAUCUGAGCAGGCUAUUGGGCUCUGAACUAUCUUUGAUAUCUAAAGCUGAGAGAGAUGAAAAAGAGCAAGAAGUUCGAGUUAUAUUGGUGAUCAGGAAAGCGCUGGAAAAAAUGGUUCAAUUUAUUCAAAAGAUGCAGCUCGAGGAAGGCCGAUUACAAAGGCAGAUGAAGGAGAAAGCAUGGCAAAGGAGCAAGAACUUUAACACAGAGACAGCACCCAGAUUCAAGCCCAGAAAGAUCAUACUACAUCAUGUUGCUGAAUUUCAGGAACAUAUAAUGAAACAACAGGUCAAUGUGGAGUCUGCAUACAGCAGACUGGAAUAUCUCAGGGACUUGUUGGACAUCCAGGCUCUGCAGGCAAAGGCUCUUCUCUCUGGGACAUCACAAUGCUUUGAAAACUACCAAGGGACCAGAUUUUAUGGUAUUGCUGGUGUCCCCCACAGCACAUGGGCAGUCAUCCAUCGAAAACUGAUUCCAUUGUUGAAGUCUCUGGUUCAGACACUGGAGGAAAACAAAAGGAGUGAUAGGUCAUUUGAGACACUAAUUCUUCAAUCAGAUGAUAAUAAAGCCAAAUAUAUGAAAUCUUCUCCACUUCUCACUCUUCUGAAAGAUGUGAAUGACCAGCUCCAAGGUCAUGCGAUGGCAGUUGGGUUUCUGAAAAGUCAUCUGCAGGAAAAAGACACAGGAAGUCCUUUUCAGGAUAUAUUGGAUGCUUUGAUGACUCAUAAAGGUGAACUAAUACCAGUUCAUCCCCCAACACUUUCUGCAAGAGAGUUUGUAAUAUACCAAUAUGGCAUCUCCAUUCUUGAGUUUCUCAGGCCUCAUAUCAAUGCUCCAGAAAUUAACCUGUGUGUUGCCUCCAGCAUACCUCUCAGUAACACCACAGGCAAUGCCUUCCAAAACUCUUUCUUUUAUCAGAUUUCAGAGAAAAAAUUAUUCAUUUUAAGAGAGUAUCUGGGUUGUGUGGGCAGCUUCAUUCUGCUGCUGGUGCACUGUCUGGCUCACAUCACUGCUGCUGACCUCAGCCAUGACUCUAGCCCCACCUUUCAGAGACUGUUUUAUCAGGCACUAAAGGCCUGUCUCAGUGAAAUGUUCUCCCUUAGACUCCGGAUGUCAGCAGUUCUCCAGGACAAUAAAUCCUCUGUGAAGAUAAGUGAGAUCCUGUUGAAGGGAGAACCAUUCUCUGAGGAGAAAUUAAAUCUCAUCUCUCAGCUUUUAGAUGCAAAAGUAAAAUCCGCCAGAGAGAUGGAGGUGUCCGAGGAGAGGAAUAGGAACCUCUUACUCCAUACAAAUCUUGAGGACCUGCUGAAGAAUAAACUAUCUGUAAAGAAGAAAGAGUGUUUCACCCACACCUCAGCUGGCAGGAAAGAGAACAGCUUUGGUUUGAGAACAAGCCCAGAAGAGGAAAGCUGCUCUUACUUCAGCCUUUCGGAAAUGGAAGAUCAGUUGGAUACAUUAACUGAGGAGCUGGUGAAAGUCAUAGAGGAAGAACAUUUUUUAAUGUAUGCAGCUAGUGAAGAUUUUCUCUUUGGUUUGAAGAAAGACUGUUUGGUAAAGCAAAUCGAAAUAUUAGAAGGGAAAAUAGCAAAGGCAGAGAGGUGUUUAAAUAAUAAUAACAACAGGAAAGAAAAAAAUUGGUGACUUUCUUCUAGCGUGGGUGUCUGCACUCACCUUCAGACUUUACUCACACAAAAAAAAGGUUUAUUCCAAGACAGGUGCAUUGUUUUUCAAACUCAAUUAUUAAAUCUGAUUUAAAAGCAUGUAUGGUAACUUAAAAACUGACAGGGCCUAAGGCUAAUCGACUCCCUUAUUUCUUCUGAAAUAUCCCUUAGCAAUAAUAAGCAGUCAAGAUAUCUUGGUUAUUGUCAUUGCACAAGCAUGUGAAAUCUCAGUUAACUGUCAACUUAGCAAAGGAAUGUAGGUGGUAUUUUAGAACUCAACUCCCAGCUGAUCUGUUCUGGUGCUUAAUAAACUUGUUUUGAUAACACUUAGGGUGACCAGACGUCCCGAUUUUAUCGGGACUGUCCUGAUAUUUGCUUGUUUGUCCCGCGUCCCGACCAAUGUGAGG